Protopterus annectens (West African lungfish) is the source of this 858-nucleotide messenger RNA. It is a transcript of the gene HCRT, whose product is annotated as hypocretin neuropeptide precursor. The transcript has 2 exons. The record is from RefSeq and is a predicted model, not a curated record. Lineage: Eukaryota; Metazoa; Chordata; Ceratodontiformes; Protopteridae. Bases 76 to 552 code for a protein of 158 amino acids. Gene Ontology annotation, biological process: neuropeptide signaling pathway; feeding behavior.
ACUUGUGGGAACACAGUGCUCAUACUUUGAUGGCUAUGCCCACUGCCUAUUAAGAAAGCCAAGAAACCCAACAUAAUGGAGGUCUCUGCAGCUAAAAAAUUAAUUUCACUACUUGCUCUGACUCUUCUCUGCUCCAUCACCAUUGCCAAUCAGAAUAUCCCUGAAUGCUGCUAUCAGAAAACAUGCUCUUGCCGAAUAUAUGACAUCCUUCGUGGUUCUGGGAACCAUGCAGCAGGAAUUCUUACCCUGGGGAAGAAGAAAGAUCCAUCUCAGUCCUUCCAAGGUCGCCUCUACCGCCUCCUUCAUGGUUCAGGGAACCAUGCAGCAGGCAUUUUAACAAUGGGGAAACGGGAGGAACUGCAACAAGAUGAACCUGCUGAAAGUGCCAGUGAAGAAGACUUAUGUUCAAAUGCAUACAAAACAGGUUAUUUUUCUAGUUCUGAAAUUCAGCCAGGUUUCCAGAAAUGUUCACAAUUACAGAUUCUACAAGGAAAUGACAAUUUAGUCAAACAGUGUUUGCAACAGCUUCUGAAACUUUGCAUUAAGAGCUGAGAUAUCUAAGUAUAAAACAAGUCAUAAAAAUGGACUUGGAAUUAAUCUGCCGUCAAUACUACUUUUAAUCCAACUGUUCAUUGCAUUCAGAGUUAUGUAUGAAUGAAAAUUGUGGUUCCACAAGUAUUAAGGUGCUGCAAAGCAAACACAGCAUACAAUGUAAACACUGCACUGAAAGGGAUGUUUAAUAAAGCUGUGCUUUAAAGCUGCUUAUCAGACCUGUCUAUUGCUAUAUUAAAAACAGCAUAUAAUACAAAAACUGUACUGAAAAAUAUGCUUAAUAAAGAUGUGCUUUAAAGCUGUUUA